Molecule: messenger RNA, 4054 nt
Organism: Chironomus riparius
Lineage: Eukaryota; Metazoa; Arthropoda; Insecta; Diptera; Chironomidae
Source: the annotation of a GenBank genome assembly
AGCAGUUGUAGAGCUAAGACGUGCCUUGAAAAAAUAGCAAUAAAUUCGCGAGACAGAAGUGAAUUAAUUUAAAAAAUAUAUAUAAUUAUCAAUAGUAGUAUUGGUUGGAUAUUGACCAUACCACAUCUGAAUAUUUAUGUACAUGCAUGCGAAUGCAGUUUUGAUUAAAAAGAGCUUUUUACACAACAAACUGGAUUAAUUAAAAAAUUGUAGAGUGAGUGAGAUAGAGAGAAAAAAUUUCGCAAAAAGUGCAGUGCAGUGAAAAAGCUAGAAAAAAAGUGAAAAUUAAAAUUCAAUUUUAAGAAAAAAAGAAGAAUAAAAGUUUGUGAUUUUAUUGAUUGACAAUUAAGGAAGAAGAAGAAGAAGUGCAAUUCAGACAGGAGUACAGAAGAAAUUGGAUAUUUUUUUUGGCAAAAGCAAAAAUAAGGCAAGAAGAAGAUUAAAUUCACCCGACAUCAACGAUUGAAUGCCAAACGAAACUUACUCUUUUUUAUUUGUGAAUAAAUAAGUCGACUGCUUCUUUUUCGUGAAUUUCAAUAUUUCUCAACAGAUCUAUAGUUAUAGCUAUAGAGAAACAUACAAAAAAACCCGAACUACCACAUGGGUUAUGUAAUCGACCAUAUGUAAAUUUAAUAUUUAGAUCACCUGGCACACAACAACAACAAAAAAAUUGUGUAUAUGAGUGUAUAUACUUUAACGCUACAAUAGUCACAUUAUUAUUAUUUAAAUAAACAUGAAGAAAUACAGACGAUGGAUUUUAAUACUUACAGCACUUACUGUGUUUGUAGUGGUGAAAGUUGAUGGUCUUAGAGGAACAUCGCUAAUUCAUGCGGGAAAAAAUUCAAAGCUAAAUAAUCAAACAACCAGCAGUAGUUCAACGACAACAACACCAGCGAGUUCAUUAGAUGAGGUACCAGAGGAUGACGACGGUCCUGUCGAUGCGAAUGGUACGAAAAUAGUUUUUACUGGAAUACCACAAAUCGAUUAUGUAUGGGAUCCAAAUUUGCCGAGAGAAUUAAAUGGAUUCAACUUAUCAACCUAUCCGUUUUUGGAUUCAAUGCCAGCCGAGGAGGAUAUAGGCUUUGAUUGUGACGAUAAGAUAAAUGGAUUCUAUGCAUCAAUAAAAUUCGGUUGUCAGCUGUAUCAUCACUGUCUCUAUGGAGUACGGUCGGAUUUUAUAUGUGCAAAUUUUACAGCCUUCGACCAAAAAACAUUCAUUUGUCAUUUUGUGUCAGAAGUUGAUUGUAAAAACUCACACAGAUAUUGGAGUAGGAACGAUGAUUUAUAUAAAGCAACAACACAGAAAUCAACAACAUCUUUAUCGGGUUUAGUGCCAUUAAUCGAUAGAGGAUUCUAUAAUCGAACGAGAUAUUCCUUCCUUAAUAGCCAAUCAUCAACACAGAACAAUAAUAAUAACAAUAGUCCCCAAAACAAUAAUAAUGAUCCACAGAAGAAUUCAGAAAAGUCAUCGAGUAGUAAUAAAGAUGCACCAGCAAGUACCAAUAAUAGUAAUAAUAGAAAUAUCAACAAUAAAAAUACCAAUAAUGAUGACUUUGAUGCUGGAAGACCUGCUCGUCCUUUAAGAAGACCUCCUUUUCGCCGUCGUCGUCCAUAUGAUUACUAUGAGGAUGAGUAUGCAGAUGAUGUUUAUGAAGAAAGAGAUAGAAGACGAAACCGUCCCAGACAACGUCGUCCAAUGUAUGAUGAUUAUGACAACCGCAGGCCUGAAACUCGUCGUCCAUAUUAUGAUGAUUUUGAUGAUUAUGACUACGAGUAUGAUAGACGCCCAAUGAGAAACCGUAAUCGAUCUGAGGCUAGAAACAGUGGUUCAAGAUAUGAUGAACGUCGUGCUGGUGGUACACAUAAUGAAAGUAGACGACGUCCAGCUUAUGAAGAUGAUAGAAGAAGAACUGGCGAUAGACGACAACAACAAGAUGAUAAAGUACGUGGCGAAGAGAGAAGAUUCUCUGAUGAUGAUAGACGUGAUAGAUACGAUGACAAUAAGAACUACAAUAACAGACGGAAUAAUCCAUUGGAUGAAAAUAAGAGAAAGCCAACGGAAACUGGUGAGAGGAAGCAAGAAGAGACAGUGAGUGACGAGAAACUUGUGAAACCAGCUGGAACUGGCUCUAUUUUUGAUCGUAAAAGACCAAUGCCUAAGAUUAAUAGACCCGUGCCAUUGAGUGAGAAGAAUAAAUUUGCAUACAAAGCUACGGAAAGUCCAAAUGCAAAUAUCCGAGACGGAGGCAAAAAUGAAGAUGCAAAUGCUUCCUACGAAUAUGAUGAUAUCUCAGUUUCCAGCUCAACAAGCAGCACAACAUCCAAAUCAAGUGCUGCUCCUUCAACUACGAAGGCAUUCUCCUUUCCAAAAUUAAAACAGCCAUCGUCACUGUCAACAACAGUUAAAACAACAACAACUUUAGCUUCUGUGGAUGAUGGAGCAGAAGUGUACGAAUAUGUGUAUGAGGAUGAAGAUUACGAUACAGCAGUUACGCCAACGCAAAAGCCCAUCAUUGAGAUAUCAUCAAUCAAACCGAAAGAUGAACGUGCUAGUUUGUACAGUAGUCGUGUACGAAAUGAAAAUAUUAUUGCAUCAUCUUUAUUACCGUCCACGACAACAACGACAGCGGCACCAAGUCCUGAUAGUUUUCGAUUAAAUCGAUAUAAAAACGAUAACUCAAAAGAAAGCAUUCAACAGCAGGCAUUUUAUGGAAAACCAUUAGUUCCAUCAAUUAGCCCUAAUGGAAAUACCAACAGUAGAAAGUUUGCAAACAAACAGACUUUCUUUGAGAGUCCUGUGACACAAGAGAUACCGAGCAAGAAAUUUAGUUUCCAAAAUUCAUACAAUAAUAGAAAUUUAGACAAUAAGCAAGAUACUGAGCCAAUAGCUGACGAUAAAGAGCAGCUACAAAAAUCGACUGUAAAGGUAAUUAAACGACCAUUCCUACCCAGUCGAGGUGGAAGUCCAUAUAAGGGAAGAGGUCUUCAACCUGUUGGUAUUCUUGCCGAACAACAGCAUUCACAGGAGAAACAAGAAGAUGAGAAAAACGUAAGUUAUAAUGACGGCAACAGGAAGCAGACAGAAACUCAUAAGUUGACAUUGGAAGACCUUUAUGAAGAGUAUGAUGUUGAUUUGAAUGAUGCAUUAAAUCCAAUGUUGAAACCUUUAACUUCUAGUCGUAACGUCCAAGGAUUUUCUUCCCGCUCAUCAACCGUUGAUGUAAACGACAAAGAUCAUCCACAAAAUGAACAGAAUAGUAAAAUAUUAAGUAAGACGGAUCAUGUUCUAUCAAAGCCAGCAGAAGCAUCAGAAAAAGCCACAACAACACCACUGCCAGAGUAUUAUGAGGACGAGCUUGAAUAUGAUACAUAUGUCGAUGAUGCUGCAUAAAGUUAUCUUCCCUUCCACUAUGAUGAGGAUGUUAGGAUGACUGCAAGAAAUUCUUCUUCCAAAAUGAUGAAUUUUCACUUUUAGUCUGCAUAUGAUUUUUUUUUAUUUUAAUGUACAUAAUUUUUUUUUACUAUAUUCAAGCUCAUCUCUUAAAGUGAUUUUUUUUAAUGUACCGAAUGAAUAUUACGAAAACUUUUUUUUAUCACAAAACAAUUCAUGUCCUUGCUAUAGCUCUAUCUUUUAUUUUUUAUUAUUUUUUUUUUUGUCAAAAAAUAAAACGACGUCAGUUGAUGGAAAUUAUGAUGAUAAUUAAAAGAAUUCUCUCGGUUCAGUUAAUUUUUAAUGAGAAGGAAAAUUCUUUGAGAAUGGAAUGAAUGUUAAGGGUUGUAGAUUCUAAAGGUCAGCUUUGUGGAUACUAGACAAUUUUAGAAACUAGUUUGUUCUAUCCAAAAGUAUCGAUUAAUAAUCAACAACAGCUUUUGGUCGAUUAUACAAAUAAGAUGGUUUUGUUUGAGUUUGGACUGUUAGACUAGAUUAAUUGAUACUAUCCGAAUAGCACAAGUCGACAAUCUAGACGAAAGCCUAUGCCAAGACGAGAAAUUCGCACUUAAGUCAAUUACUCACCUUCGUCUCGAUUAUCCGACUUGUGCUAUUCGGGUUAGG